AUGGCAGCUGAGCGAGAUAAUUGUUCGAUUUUUAUUAGGGGAGGGUGGAGAUUUGUGGUGUACCGACCCCCGAAGGUAUGUUUGCAGUGGGGUGUCGCGCAUGCUCCGGUAGAUCAGGACGCUUGUGCGCAUAAACUUGCUUCAGGAAUAGUGCCUGCCUUCGUAUCUACAAGGUCAAAAGAGCACAGGAAGAUCAAGGUGCAAGAACACUUGUUGUUUCAUCAUAAGAACACUGCCCUGCGGCAGCGCAACAUCGCGUCGUUGAUUGAGAGGCGGCUUCUUGUAGUGCAUGAGGGCAGCCGACUCGCUGCCGCGGCGAGAACAGCGGCAUGGGAGAAGAAGGAGAGGAGGAGGGGGAAUGAUGGGUAUCUCGCGACCGGCGUCACUGGGCAACCAGGCCAGAAGGUGCACCAGCAGCAGCACUGCUACCACCACCACCACCAACAGCAGCAGUAG
Messenger RNA from Morchella sextelata, 456 nucleotides. RefSeq lists its product as uncharacterized. The record is from RefSeq and is a predicted model, not a curated record. The coding region runs from base 1 to 456 and encodes 151 amino acids. NCBI's taxonomy places the organism in Eukaryota, Fungi, Ascomycota, Pezizomycetes, Pezizales, Morchellaceae. The transcript is spliced from 8 exons.